AUCCUGACAGUGAUCAUCCUCUCUCAGCUGGUGGCCAGAAGGCAGAAGUCCUCCUACAACUAUCUCUUGGCGCUGGCAGCUGCUGACAUCUUGGUCCUCUUUUUCAUCGUGUUUGUGGACUUCCUAUUGGAAGACUUCAUCCUGAACAUGCAGAUGCCUCAGGUGCCAGACAAGAUCAUAGAAGUACUGGAAUUCUCUUCCAUCCACACCUCCAUUUGGAUUACUGUUCCCUUAACCAUUGACCGCUAUAUUGCCGUCUGCCACCCACUGAAGUACCACACUGUCUCCUACCCUGCCCGUACCCGGAAGGUGAUCGUAAGUGUCUACAUCACCUGCUUCCUGACCAGCAUCCCCUACUAUUGGUGGCCCAACAUCUGGACUGAAGAUUACAUCAGCACCUCCAUGCAUCACGUGCUUAUCUGGAUCCACUGUUUCACCGUCUACUUGGUGCCCUGCUCUAUCUUCUUCAUCUUGAACUCCAUCAUUGUGUACAAGCUCAGGAGGAAGAGCAAUUUCCGUCUCCGUGGCUACUCCACAGGGAAGACGACCGCCAUCUUGUUCACCAUUACCUCCAUCUUUGCCACGCUCUGGGCCCCCCGCAUCAUCAUGAUUCUCUACCACCUCUAUGGGGCACCCAUCCAGAACCGCUGGCUGGUGCACAUCAUGUCCGACGUUGCGAACAUGCUGGCCCUUCUGAACACAGCCAUCAACUUCUUCCUCUACUGUUUCAUCAGCAAGAGGUUCCGCACCAUGGCGGCUGCCACACUCAAGGCCUUCUUCAAGUGCCAGAAGCAACCUGUCCAGUUCUACACCAAUCAUAACUUUUCCAUAACAAGUAGCCCCUGGAUCUCACCGGCCAACUCCCACUGUAUCAAGAUGCUGGUGUACCAGUAUGACAAAAAUGGCAAACCUAUAAAAGUAUCCCCGUGACCCCAUAGUUUUGGCACCCAGUGCCUGUUUCAUUCAUUUCCAGAUGGGAAGGUGGCCCGUCCUACGGCUGAACAGCUGUCCUGAAGAAUGCUCACCUGAUUUCCUGUCUCCACAGACUGAGCAACUCUCAGGCUGGCAGAAGAGAAGAAGAUGGGAGAGAAGGAAGGAAACGCAUGUGUCUUGUUUUCAUGUGUGCAUUUCUUUUCACCGAGUUGUCUUGACAACACAACAUUUCUAACAGUUUGAAAAGGCCAUAGAGGUGGCCAAAAAAGGAUGUGCAGUAGAGAAAUAGUCUGUGACUUCACCUUGGCUCCCUCUGCCAUCACUGGGACCAUUCAUUUGUGUAUGGCACCCCAAGCCACAGUAGCAAGUAGCUGAGCCCACACUCUCCUCCCAAGAGUUGAGGUCACCUAUUGCUUCCUUGUGAUGUUCCCAGCAGCUAACACUGCUGACCAUUUCUGGAUUUCCCCAAGAUGCCCUUUGUCCUAGAGAGGGUUGUUGUCUUGAAGCUGAUAUCCAAAACCUACAUGCAGAAUGACAUUAUGGGAACAGGAGAAUGGUGAAUCCCAUUCAAACUCUUUUCAGAGUGUCUGCAGAAAGACUCCAAACUAACAGACCUAUGACUUGGAGACUGAGAUGCAGUCUUUUUCUAUUUGCCAUUAUGUAUAGAUUUUAUCUGUCUCCUCCAAAACAAAGACCCUGUCUGGUACACAGGGAGGGAGAAGGGGGGAUUCUUGAGCCCAGGAAAACAAAAAAACAAACAAAUAAACAAAACCCUUUCUUGUCACUGUUUCAUUCCAUCCCUGAGUCAGCUAUAUAUCCUUUCAUUUGAGAUAGCUUCUUGUUGUGGUGCCACUGAAGCUUCUUAGAGAAGCCUUUUAUGUGUAAGUUGCCAACCCUGCCUCCUUGCUUGCCAGAGUCCUCACCAAAUGGUUUUAUUUGAAGUGACUUCCAAACCAGAUUUAAUUUUCCAGGGUCAGGAACAGUGGCUCUCCCUGUGUAAAGGGAGACUGUCCUCCCAGCUCUGCCCCACAGAGCAUCUGGCAGUGCCAUUAAGUCAUGAACGCAGUUGCAAGUGACACAGAAAGACUCCUAUGUGAUGUGCUAGUCUGCCCUCACACAUACGUGUCUCAGAGGCUUGUACCAGCUCUUGGAAAGCUCUUUAACCCAGAAUUUUGCAAGAUGGUCAAAAUAGAAUUUAUACAUCUGGUCUCC
This is a messenger RNA of Erinaceus europaeus (western European hedgehog), 2145 nucleotides long. RefSeq names its product G protein-coupled receptor 139 (gene GPR139). The record is from RefSeq and is a predicted model, not a curated record. Gene Ontology annotation, cellular component: membrane. Lineage: Eukaryota; Metazoa; Chordata; Mammalia; Eulipotyphla; Erinaceidae. Gene Ontology annotation, molecular function: G protein-coupled receptor activity. Bases 148 to 930 code for a protein of 260 amino acids. Gene Ontology annotation, biological process: G protein-coupled receptor signaling pathway. The transcript has a single exon.